AUGAACAGAUCACUGGAUCCUACCAUCCGUGCGCACAGACAGCCGCGGACAGCGCACGUGACGUGGAAACUUGCUCGAUCAAACUACCAAUCGUCCGCCGCCGCCGGUUCGCCGCCGAGCCCACAGUCCCCCGGCACUGCCUCCGAAGGUAUCCUGAACUCCGGAAAAUCAGCAGUAGUUCAGCCGCCAGGUUCUGCAACUCUCGCCCUACCUCCUACCUCCUCGUCGCGUGGAGCGGCUCGCAGGUGGGCUUGGUUUCCCUGCAAUCGUUCGCUAGAGCCCUCGCCCUUGAGCACAACCAUGGCCCGCUCAGCCACGAAGCCACAACUGGCGGCCCAAUUGCUUGCGUACAUCCGGCAGCGAAAUGAGGCAGGCGUGGAGAGAACCCUCGCUGCAGGGGCAAGCGUGGAUGGCUCCAGCGAGCUAGACUGGCGACCGAUCAUCGCUGCUGCUGCGUCUUGCAAGGUGGGAAUGGCCGAGUUGCUCAUCAAGAGGAAGGCCGACGUUGACCUGGGCUCUCUGAACGACUUGAGAUGUUCGGACGGGCUCGAGGUGCUGGGCAAGGGGGUGAGGGCGCUGCAUGUCGCCAUCAACCACUACAACGUUGACGUCUUUCGGUUGCUGCUCAAGGCCGGCGCCGACCCGGACUCGGCGAACGGGAAGGGCCUCACCCCGCUGAUGCUGACGUGCAUCCUAGAGGACUCCGCGCGCGGGGAGCAGCGGGCGGUCAUGGCCCGCGAGCUGCUGGAGGCAGGCGCGGACCCGGCGCUGGCGGACUUUCAAGGCAAGACCGCGCUAGGGUUUGCGGCGGCGCGGGACCAAACAAACCUCAUCGACAUCCUCUUGCAAAAGGCGCCGACGACGCUGAACCGCGCGACGCCGGACGGCCUGACGCCGCUCUACGCCGCGGCCAUGAGCGGCAAGGGCAAGGCGGUGUCCCACCUCCUCUCCGCCGGGGCGAGGCAGCCGCCGGCCUCGGCGGAGAAGGACAUGUGCCCCCUCGUGGCCGCCGUGCGGGAGAACCACCAGGAGGUGGUGCGAGUCCUGCUCACGGACAGGGGGAUGAAGGCGAUCGGCGGGGCGGACGUGAUCCCCCGGGCGGUCGGCGCGGCGGCGUCCGCGCGGAAGGGGAGAGCGAGCAUCGUGCGGAUGCUGCUCUCCGCCGAGGGGCACGAGCGGGAGGGGCACUGGGCCCGGUGCCGCUACAAGGAGGACCCCGUGCUCCACAGCGCCGUGUCCUUCGGGAACAUCUCGGCGACGCGCGUGCUCCUCGCGGCGGGGGCGGACGAGACCGCGGAGAACGAGGACGGCCGCCCGGCGAGGGAGGUGGUCGGGUUCAACGCGCCCAGCCUCCAGAGGGACCCCGCCAAGAAAGGGGCGAUCGUGCGCAUGCUGGAGAGGGGCCCGGCGUACCGCGCGCGGUCGUGGGCGUGGCCGGCUACGGCUAGAGCCUACACCGCCGGCCACACGUGUGCUGCUGCUGCGACGACGGCUGCCCCCGGUGCCUGCGGCGCGGCGGCUGCCUCUUCCAAUGAUGUCUGUGGUUCCGGUUUCGUGGGGGGCUCCGGGGACGCUUGUGCUGUCGCGCGCCCGCGGGGGCAUGAACCGGGAGAUGGCUGUGCUGUCCGUGAGGCCGACGGCGCUUGCGCUAAUGGGGAUGAUUGCGGCGGCGGGGCCAGUGUUGAUAACGGCACGGACCUUCCCGCCGCCCAUGGAGGAGGGUCGAGUGCUCCACUGGGAGUUCGAAUCUAUAGGCCAAAGAAACGCAACGCGUUCUUGGUUCCCUGGUUAGUUGCAAGGUACGCCGACUUGGGCGCAGUGCCUCGUGUUGAGGCCACGGGGAUGGUGGUACUGCGAUGAGGAUUUUGGCUUGGUUAUUGUUGCCAAUCCAUGCGGGUAUGUAGCGUGCUUGGAGCUCUCCGGAGCGCCGGCGUGCUUGCGACGGGGAACCGGGGGGCGUCUUCUGUUGUCGCCACUCCAUGCGGGAGUGCGGCUUGCUUGGAGCUCUGGAGCGCCGGAAUGCAUGCGAUGGGGAAUGGGAAGCAUCUUCAACGACGGGGGGCGUCCGUUUUGCGAGCCUGAGGGUUUGGUUGGCGAGGACUUGAGACUGUGGCCGGUGUUUUGGCUUUGAUCAAGGAUGCCACGAAGAAGUCGUUCGAGAAGAUUCUCGAGGAAGAUUGCACGUGCCGCUGAAAUCGGCUCUGGUAGCGAUCCCCCCCGGCGCGCGUCCGCGCGCGGUUCCCCUUUGUUAUGCGUGUUCGUAUCGUCGGUAUUGGUUGGUUGUUCUCCGUAAUGAUGUCAAAUUAGAUCACCCGGAAAAGCGUAUCGCCUCAUCGUUCUGCUUGGAUUGUGCGUGUACCGGUCGUAGUCGCGUUCCGUGCCUGUUCCAUGGAGUUGUUUGCCGAUUCCACGGGUUUUCCCUUUGCUCGUUUCUUGUUGCGUUUUGAUGUAUUAUACAUUGUCGACCGGUGAUUUUUCUCAUUUUUGUUGUCUUCCCUCACUCCCAGUCUUCAAUUCACACCAGCACAGCACAGCAAAGUUUCCCAAUUAUUUUCCCUGGACGUACGUGACAUCCCUAGAGGGGGUGAUUGAGAUAGUCAGAUGAUUGGAAGAUCAUUUUUUUUCGUGCGUUUUCAUUUGAGGGAGGGGGGGGGGGUUGAAGAUUGCCAAUUCAGAGCCCCCCUCCACUUUAAACCUUUGAUGCAGUGGUCCGACGAUUAUGCUCGGUAGGGGAUGAACGGCGUUUUUCGUGACAUGUUGACGAAUUGCCUUUUACAGGAACAAUGUUUAUUCAAGUUCGUUUUGUGUUCCGGUGUAUCAUAGAUCGUGCGUCUUGCGUUGCUUUUAGUUUAAUGUGGUGUAACCUGUCGGCCGUAGAUGUCGUUGACGUGAUGGCUUGAACAAUCGAGGAGGCUAGCUUGAUGAUGCGGUGUGCUUGGAUGUGAUGAACAAGUGGUUCGCUGAGUGCGUACCAGAGUAAGUAACCUGUGAUGACGGUGGGGAUUUCAAGACGGCGACCAUGGUGUUGUCGCGACUACGUAUGCAAUAAUAACGGUUUUGUAAAGCACCCUAGUUUAAGGUAGGUCGUAGCCGGAAGCCAUCCCCGCUCACCACCCCCGCCAUGUGGCGGUUUGGGAGGUCGCGGUACAUAGCAAUGUCUGGGGCACGCUCGACAUCGCGUGAGACAGGCGUUCCGCCAUCAGCGGAGAGGCUCUCUCUUUUUCUUCUUCUGGCGGGUAGAAAACCGAAAAUUAAUACUUCUAACGUUUUG
Ectocarpus siliculosus is the source of this 3271-nucleotide messenger RNA. NCBI's taxonomy places the organism in Eukaryota, Phaeophyceae, Ectocarpales, Ectocarpaceae. The record is from the annotation of a GenBank genome assembly.